Molecule: messenger RNA, 462 nt
Organism: Linum tenue
Lineage: Eukaryota; Viridiplantae; Streptophyta; Magnoliopsida; Malpighiales; Linaceae
Source: the annotation of a GenBank genome assembly
CCAUCCCUACUCCAGCGAUGUGUCGAUGGGAUACGAUUGGCUACGAGGAUCGUGCAGUCGAAGAAGUUUACGAAGAUCUUGAAGUGUGAUUGGGAGGCCAGGGAGAGGAUUCUGAAUGCUAGUGUUCAUGCCAAUGUUAACUUGGUUCCCAAGCAUCCCAACGACACCAAGUCGAUCGAGCAGUUCUGUAGGGAUACCGUGAUCACGAUCUGGCAUUACCACGGUGGGUGUCAUGUGGGGAAGGUUGUGAACUCGGAGUACAAGGUUAUCAGGGUGCGUAGGAUGAGGAUUGUGGACGGGUCGGUUUUCGACGAGUCGCCUGGGACUAAUCCCCAAGCUACUGUCAUGAUGAUGGGAAGGUAUGAGAUCAAAUUUGCUCUUCGCAUCGUAGUUUUCUGCAUGUGUGUACCUCGACUGAAUCGAUGUUUUAUGGGGGUUUGUCUUGCAGGUACAUUGGGCUGA